CUUGGCAGUUUUCAUUCCCUUCAGUCCCUCUAUAAAACCCUUCAACGAUCACAAGCUCAAACCGUGGAGCAAAGAAGUAGUAGUGUACUUGAGAGUGAAGAGAAAAAGGAAAUUAGCCAGAGAGGAGAAGAAAAAAGGAAAGAAAUAGCCAUGGCUGCCAUCUCAAUGAAGUCCUGCAUGUGCCUUGUUGUGUUUGCUGUGUUUCUUGGGAUAUCUGGGUUUGCUGCAGUGGAUGGAGCAGGGGAGUGUGGGAAAUCCACCACUCCUGACAGGGAAGCUUUCAAGCUGGCCCCUUGUGCAUCGGCAGCACAGGAUCAGAACGCUGCUGUUUCGAGCCAGUGCUGCGCUCAGGUGAAGAAGCUUGGCCAAAACCCGGCUUGCCUCUGUGCUGUGAUGCUCUCCAACACUGCCAAGAGCUCUGGCGUGAAGCCGGAGGUUGCCAUGGCCAUUCCCAAGCGCUGCAACCUUGCUGACCGCCCUGUGGGUUACAAGUGUGGAGAUUACACAUUGCCUUGAAGUUAUGGAGCUGGAACUGUGGACUCUGUGGUGGCCUUUGUAUAAUGUUUUAUGUACUUAGUUGUGCUGAUGAACUGGAGUGUUACAGAGUUGUUGCUUGCUAGUUGAUCUAGCUCAAGCAUAUAUGUACUACUGCUGUGACAUCCAGAUCUAUCCCAAAUAAUGAAUAAUGAUUGGAUCA
This is a messenger RNA of Linum trigynum, 697 nucleotides long. Lineage: Eukaryota; Viridiplantae; Streptophyta; Magnoliopsida; Malpighiales; Linaceae. The record is from the annotation of a GenBank genome assembly.